Messenger RNA from Chara braunii, 3988 nucleotides. The record is from the annotation of a GenBank genome assembly. NCBI's taxonomy places the organism in Eukaryota, Viridiplantae, Streptophyta, Charophyceae, Charales, Characeae.
UGGAACGACCAGAUAGGACUUAGGACAAGUCCCCUAGAACUUAACAAAGCUAUCUGAUGGACUAUCUUUUUUCCUAACAGGUUGGUUAGCAAAGGGUAUAGAGAUGCCGGACGCGGAUAGAAUCGAGCGAGGCCCAGCAGCUACGCCGGCAGACUUUGUCAAGGCCCUUGAGAAAAGGGAGUUGGCACGACUACAAGUACCGAAGGUUGACAUCUUCUGGUUCGAAGGGGCGAGGGUGUCUAAAUGGCUAGAGUUGUUAGAACAAGUUACAGGCAAGGCGUCGGAUGAGGACAAGUUCAAGUUACUACCCAGAUACGUCUGGUGGGAAAUCCGGACCGAGAUAAUGAAAGUGGCUGCCGGAGCAGGCGGAGAUUGGGCUAAGUUCAAAGGAGAGAUGCAAAGGCGCUUCAAGCUAGGGGAUGGUCUGCUAACGAAGACAGACCUAGAAAUGUUGCAGAGAGAUGAGUUCUCCACGGUGGGGGCUUUCAUAACGGCAUUCGAAAAGAUGGCAAGAAAAGUCCCAGGGUUGGCUGAAGAAGAGCAGUGCGCAACCUUCCUGAGGCAUUUCAAGAAUUGGGAGGCCUCUGCGCUAACCAAGAAGGCUGCGUCGGGGAAGAAGUUGACUUGGGCUGCCAUAAAAGAAGGCGUGAUAGAUGGAAAGUUGGAUCAAGUGGACAUCUUCCAAAUGCGACAGGCUAGGAAGAAAAGGAAGGCCUUGGACGCCACGGCGAGUGACGGGCGAGACUUUAAGAAAAUGGUAGAGGAUGCGGUCGCCCAACUUGAUGAGGCGAAAGAGGCGAAGGCAGCAAAGAAGACUAUGGCGGCUCCGCAGGUCCAAAGGAAAGCAAAGAAAGCCGUGGUACAAGAAGAAGAGGAAGAAGAACCUGAGCCUCAAAAACUAACGAAGGCUCAGAGAAAAGCGAAGAAUCUGGCCCAAGGCGGACAAGGCUCAGGAAGAGGUCAGGUCCCACAGGCAGCGGCAAUGCCACCACCUAAGUCGCAUGGUCAGGCCGCGCCAGCACCCUAUGGGCCGUGGCCGGGUUAUGAACCUCCAAUUCCUAAGCACGACUUCCUGCGGAUAUCCAGGACCCCAGUCUCAGCAGGGUCGCAAGGUGGGUCUGGGAACUUACCAGGCGUCACGAUUUCGAGACCGGCGCCUCGGUCCGGCAUGGCUUAUAGGCCACCCUCCAGAAUAGGGAGAGUACCACAUGCUGUCAGGACAAGGGCCAAGGGUACGGUGAACCCCGAGGAACCGGCAAAGGAUGUUCCUGAGCCCAGUGGGGAGAAAGAGGUGGUAGAUGUUCCAGAGGGAGAGGAUGAUGAGGAUGACAGGUUGAGAAAAGAAGAGGAUGAGAAGGCUGAGCAGCGGUCCAAAAAAAGAGGUGCCAAGCCUGACACGGAUAAGGUCUCAGAGGUAAAGAAAAAGAAGUACGCCGUCCGAGUAGAGGAGGGGUUUGACGUAGAGGAGAUCAUGGACAGGAUCCUUGAGGGUCAUAACCAUCUUAUGAACCUAAACGACGUCCUGGCCUCGGCGCCAAAGCUCAGGGAUGAGCUGAAAGCGCGGUUGUCUAGAAAGAUGGUGGCUAGUGCACGAUUAGGGAACAUAAUCCCUAAAGAGGCGGAAUGGGCUGAGAUAGGUACCAAGAUGGAUUGGAAGUCGGUCGCAUGUGGGUGCCUAGAUGUAGUGGUGAAGGGAAAGACAUGUACAGCGAUGGUGGAUAGUGGCGCGAAGAUGAACCUUAUAAAGGAGGAGCAUGCUUUGCGCCUAGGGAUGGAAGUAGAUCGUUCUGAUAAUGGGGUCUUGAUGGGGGCGAAUAGUCGAUCGGUGUUCAUAGGGACCGCAUCAUCAAUAAUUCUGGAAAUCGGGAAAGUGAAAGGGUGGACGAAUGUGGUUGUCAUGGUCCAGAGGCACAUGGUGAGGGCGACGCAACCCAUAAGUCCUCACAUUACGCAGCCCUAUAUUAAUGAUCUGGCCGUGAAAGGGCCUAAGGAGAAGGAAGAGCAGGAGGUGAGGCCGGGAAUUAGACGCUUUGUUUAUGAUCAUGUGCAAGACUUGUGCAAAGUCCUGGACCUACUAAAGGAGCAUAACCUCACUGCCAGUGGGCCAAAGUCGAGGCACUGCAUGAGCGGGGCCACUAUCUUAGGAUUUGUGUGCGACGAGAGGGGUCGUCGGCCAGAUACUAAGAAGACCAACAAGAUUCUCGAAUGGCCAACACGGUUCGAGACUAUCACGGAGGUGAGGAGCUUUCUGGGAACAUGCGGAUUUUGGAGGAUCUUCAUAAAAGGGUUUGCGGCGAAGACUGAGCAUCUGCGAAAGCUUGUGCGUCAGGACCAAGAUUGGGAAUGGGGAGAUAGGCAAGAAUCGGUGAUAGAAGGUCUGAAAAAAGAGUUUGAGGAAGGAGGUCUAGUACUGGGGGUACCAGAUCAUGCGGCGGUGAUGACCAGGCCCUUCAUUGUGGAAACGGACGCAGGGUCAACUGCUUUAGGAGGUGUGUUGAUUCAACGAGACCCCAAUGGGGAAGAAGGACCGCUAAGGUUUGAGAGUCGGAUGCUUCAUACAGCUGAGAGGAACUACUCUCAGUUUAAGCGCGAAACCUUGGCAAUUCUUCACUGUUUAAGGAGUUUCAGAAACUACCUCUUCGGCAGCAGGUUUGUACUGAGGGUGGACCCAACUGCUCUAGCUGGCUCUCUCAAAAACUUCGCUCCUUCGGAUCCGACCAUCGCCAGGUGGCUAACGUACAUCCGGAUGUUCGACUUCGAGUUGAAGCGAAUUCCGGGGAACAAGAAUAGAGCAGACGGGCUGAGUCGAGUCGACUGGGACAAGAACAAUCAGGGAGUGAUCGAGGAUGCUCCACCAGUUGACGGGUUCCUGGACAGUGAGGAGGAUGUGAGGCUUCACAUCAACUCCUGGUCAUUGGUCGAAGAGGUGGUCAGGAAUAUGGUGCAAGAUCAAGAAGAGGGUGAUAAUGUGGUCCACGAAAGAGAAGACGACGAUUUUGAAGAAGGAGAGAUUAAGGAAGCAUUUCGAGCAGAGGAAUAUGAAGGAGUAUACCUUGAACUCGAAAUGCUUCUGUCGUGUGAGAUGAGGGAAAGGGACGCUUGCGCGAGGAUUCUGAAGAUGAGGCCAAACUUUCUAGUAAGGGAUGACCAUCUAUUCAUGAGAAGCAAAGGGAAGGCUCCCAGAAGAGUAGUCUGCGGCGCCGCUCGCCAGAUUGACGUUAUGGCGGCACUGCACGAUGGUACGGCAGGUGGCCACAGAAGCGCAGAUACGGCAUAUCUCAAGAUACACGAACUAUACUAUUGGGAUGGCAUGAGACAGAUGAUCGAUGACUAUUGUAAAUCUUGUGUACCUCUCUUAGACCUAGAGAGCCGCUGCACCCAAGCACGUCAGGCACGUGAACGAAGGAGUCUGGAAAAGAGGAGGGAAGCAGAGGCGGCUGAAAGAAGGACUUUUGAGCAAGGCAUGUCUUCAGGGACUCAGAGGGAGGACAGGAGGAAGGAGCACAGACCCCAUAAGUACGAGGGAGCAGGAGGGUCAGGUGGUCCAGGGGUGCCUCCACAGCCUACUCAGAGAGAGGUGGAUUGUCCUAUGCCGGACAUAGAGCCAGACGAGCCUCAUGAGCCACAUGUGCAGGAGCGCAAGGAGGAGCAGUCUGCCCAGGAGAAGGAAUUAGAUAGGAAAGAGAGAGCGGCAAGAGAUCAAGAGAUCAAGGUUCAGCUCAGGAUGAAGAACCUUGCAGAGCUGCAUGAGAGGAUGGAGCAAGGAAACGAGCCUGAGGAGGUGGAUGACAAAGGUGGUAAAGGUACUCGCACUCAGGAAGAGGACCUUCCCCUAUUCUCAGAGGUAUGGGUCAACUUUGACAAGCUGAUGGAAGCUGCAGGGAAGUCUGGAGGGCACCACUAGGAGAUAGGGAUUAAGUUAGUCUCCACAGACUUACUCAACCUGAGAGGCAUGAUGAUGGAAGGCUUUGUGGCAGCCAGAGCGUCA